Molecule: messenger RNA, 6574 nt
Organism: Culex pipiens pallens (northern house mosquito)
Lineage: Eukaryota; Metazoa; Arthropoda; Insecta; Diptera; Culicidae
Gene: ana3
Product: protein rotatin homolog
Exons: 7
Coding region: 120-6503 (2127 amino acids)
Biological process (GO): ciliary basal body organization; centriole replication; centriole-centriole cohesion
Cellular component (GO): centriole; centrosome; ciliary basal body
Source: RefSeq, a predicted model, not a curated record
UCACAACAAACGCCGCCGGUUGAAUUUUGUUUUUGUUUGAAACUUCCUUCCAACGGCUUUGCCGUGCUGUGUUGAAAAAGUUUUUUUUGUUGAGUUUUGUGCAAAAUUUUAGCAGCAAAAUGACUCUUGUUAUAAACCACGAUAUGCUUGCCAAGUUGUCCCACGAAAUUCAGGAGAUUCGCGUGCGAACUUUGCACGACAUCGAGAACAAGGUGAAGCGCGCCCUGUGGGAGCGGCACGAGCUCAAGUUUAGCCCCAGCUCGCUGGUCAAGAAUCUGAUCCGCUGGUUCGGGAAGGUUCCCCUCUGCGAGGAGGCAGCCGUGCUGGAGUUGAUGUCGCUGCUGUUGACGAGCCACCACGGUCUCGAAAUCGUCAACCACUUCACCACCAGCCGCCUGGUCAAAGAACUCGGCAAGGUAAAAUACCUCAUCGGUGCCAAACCCGAACUUUCCGAGCUGGUCGACAACGUGAUUCAGCAAGUGCAAAGCUUCAAAGCCGUCGAACGUGGACCACGAUCCGAUCCGGCCGCCAGCAUCGCCGAAAGUUUGGCCAGCCUCAAAAUCGAGUGCGUCGACCUGACGGACUCGCCCCGGCAGUCCGUGAGUCCCCACGUGCCGACGGGUUCCGCGUAUCCUCCACAGGGGAGAAGUUUAAAUUACUUUGUGCGGUGUUGGGAGAUUCCGCUGCCCUCGGAUGGGCAGAUCUUGAAGGGGCUGAGUGAAUCGCUGCAUCCGGAGGGGGAUGAAAAGGAAAUCGCGCGUGCGUUGAACUUUUUGGUGCCGUCGAUCAACGAUUAUCCGCCGGAGUUUUUUCUGCAACCGCCGUACAUUUUUCACUCGUUGAUGAAGCUGCUCGAUGCGAGGAGGGUCAGCAUGAGCAACACUAUUGAACUGUUCCACCGGUUGGCGAUCGCGGUUCAGAAGAGGAUUAAAGCGCUUCAACUGACCAGCAUGUACACGUAUCAGGAUCCAAAGAGCGAAUGUGCCCAAGAGUCGCAAGUCGUCCAGAUUUCCGUUCCCGCCUUUGUGCACGAGCUGUUCAUGGUUGGAAUUGGUUGUCUGAAGGAGGUGUCCGACCAGCUCGACCUUCAGGAAACCAACAAAACGUUCAACCUCUUUCACGAUCUCAUUACGUUGGCCUCUAGCGAACCCCUAGAAAGCUGCCAGUACCGUGAAAUCCGCCACGAACUCGGCUACCUGGUGAAGCACUUCCGGCAGUGUUGGGAGUCCAACAGCGGCUGCUUCGCCACUCGCACCAAGUACCUCGUCACGGUCAACAUCUUCUCCAAGUUUCUCCAACUGUCAACCGACGACGAAUCCCCAACCACCGAGCUCAACGCCAACGACACCUGCUUCCCGCACAAACCGCACUACAACCCAGCCGAAUUCGAAACCAUGAACUCGACCAACCACCGCAAGCUGCUCGAAGAAACCGACCAAAACUGGCUGCACGAGCUUCAGAUAGCCGCUCUGGACUAUCCGGCGCGCCACAUCUACCCCUCGAUCUACGAACCGGUGCUGGAGAAGGCACUCAAGUGCUCGGACAGUCGCCGCCUGCAGGUGAUUCUCGGAGCGGACGAGCUGCUGGAGCCGGCUGUGCGGAUUCUGCGCCAACCGACGGCGCUGACCGAUGAGGAGUUGAUUUUCGUGGGGUUGGAAGCGAUCGAUACGCUGCAUCUGCACCGGUCCGUUGCGAUGGUGAAGCUGCUGGUGAAGGCGGUGGGGAAGUGUCAAAUUUACUUUGAGGGCAACCUGAAGCUUCGUGAUGCCGCUGAAAAGCUUGUGCUGAGGCUGUUGUCGCACUCGGAUGAGCAGGUCAAAAGCACCGCCUACGACCAGUGCGCCGCCGUAAUCGGCGACUACAUCAGCUCGCUGGACGAGGGCGCCAUCCUCACCCGCCGCAAGUCCUUCCCCAAAACCAGCAGCAGCAGCAGCAAACUGUCCUCACUGGGAAUUCCACUCUCCGUGGAGAUCCUGGUCGAGGUCAUCUGCUUCGGCUAUUGUAGCACCAACAAGAAGAUCCAACAGCAAGCGGAAACCAUCCUGCUGUUUGUGCUCAACUCGCGGGUCAACUUGCUCGAACGAUGGACCGACCUGCUGGACGUGAUCUUGCCUGUGCUUCCGCUGCUGCAAACCGUGGCCAUGAUCAGCAAACACUCGACGCUGUCGCGCGCGAUCAUUACGUUGCUCCAUCCGGAUUCCGGGAUUCCGCUGCCGGACAUGAUUCGGGGGAACUUGCGCUUUUUGUUCCAGGACGACGGGGAGAUUCGGGAAGAGGCGUUGACGCGGGUUCUGUUUUUGAUGACGCUUCCGGGGAAUGCUCGGCAGUACGCGCCAAACAUCGAGCACAUACGGGAUACGAUCUCCAAUGGGAUUUGCGUGAUGAAGAGCAAGUACGACGUCGGGAAACAUCUGUCGUCGGACGUGUACGAGGUUAGUGCGGUGCGGCCGCUGUUGGAUGCGCUCGAGCAGGAAAACUGCGAUCCGGCGAUUCGACGCAGCGCGUUGGUUCAGUUGAACGUGAUGGCCGAGGAUCCGAUCUUGUGCGAGAUCAUUCACAAGGCGAACGGGUGGGCGUUUGUGCUGCAGGUGUUGGACAAUGCCAUGAGGGAGGAGCACUACUUGGAUUAUCCGGACAGUGCCGUUCCGGCGGUUGGAAUCUUGAACAAGUUGUGCUUUGCGAUCCCGGAGUUUCGGCGGUUCUUGGCGGAUAACGUGAGCGUGUACUACUUGAUCACGCGGGCGUUGUUGACGUACCAUCAUCUGAACAUCUUCAAGCCGGACUGUUGCUCGCUACUGUUUCAAUUGUUGUUCAGCGAUUACGCUCUUGGGUGUGGAAAAUCGGUAUCGUUACCGGUGAUCUGCAACCGGUACCGAAUCCCGUUCGUCUGCGAGUACCACUGGAAGUGCAGUCCAUUUCACGAGCUCAGCUACCUGGAGGAGAUCUUCGUUGACGUUCAACCUGGCGGUGAAGAUCGUCCCGUUGAGGGUGCCAGUAUCAUCCGUUUGAACCAAAAUUGCGGAGUUGAGUGUGCGACAUCUCGACUUCGAACCACACAACCAGAACAACCCAGCCUCAACCAAACCUCUGAGACGUUUGCUAGCCCAGAAGGUUACCGCCAGGUCGCGUGGCAAUACCUUCGCCUCUCCUUUGCCUGCACCUGGUUCGACGCGUUCGAAAACAUCCUGGUGAACGCGAAACGAUCGCGAAAAUCUCCCAAAUCCGGCGGUGAAGAUCUGGCCGUGAUCGACUACUCCUUACUGCCGCCGCACCUCGUAGCGGUUCGUCAAGCGAACGACGACGACGACGCGGAAGUGAUCGACCUGGAGGAUCACAGCUUGCGGUUCGAUCGCGCCCUCCAACUCACCAAAGCGGACAUCAACAUGAUCCGGACGACGCACGCGGACGAGAUUUUCAGGAAUAGCUUGAAGAACAUUGCGGCGGCUGGAUCUCACGCGGAGGUUUCGAUUGGACUUUCCGGGUUGGAGAGUAACUUGAUCUUGCCGAUGGAGGGGCAGAUUAUGCACAACUCGAUCGUGAAGCACUUGAAGAAGUUUGUGCUGACGCCGCCGAAUACGGCAGCGGACGAGCGGUUGCUGAUCGAUGUGAUUGGGUUGUUGGGGGAUUUGAUUCAGAUUGGGUAUGAGAACGUGUUGGUUUGGAUCGUUACGCUGCUGUUUGAACAGACGAGCAUUUUUAACCAGCUGCUGAAGUCGGAGACGUGCUCAGGGGAGUUGUUCAUGAAGAACGUUGACUUUAUCAAGCUUGUCCUGAUGGAAGCACUUACCAGCGAACAUCCUGAAGUGAGGAGUUUGUUGACCAGUGAGGAAGGCUUUGAGAUCAAGGUCAAAAAGGAGCACAACUUCAACCUGUUUAACAAACUAUUUGAAGUGAUCACCGAUCGGCUUGAUAAAGAUCUGCAAAAGUGCGAUCUUCACCGAAUUCUGUCACUGGUCGGCCUGGUACGAGUCGUCGUUCGUAGUGGCCUGUUCGAGUUUGAGAACAAAUUUCUAAACCACGUGAUAAACAAGCUCUGCUCGUACAUCACCCUGAUCCGCUCGAUCACCCACUCUGGAUCGACAAUUACCAAAAGCUGCCUCAUCGUCAUGUCAACCCUGCUCGAUCGCAUGAAGGAUAUCCACCUCAAGGCGAAACACUUCAAGAUCAUCGCGCUGCAGUGCAGCCACACGCACCCGUUGAUCCGAUCGUGCGCCUGGAACGUCCUGGCCAAAAUCGCCAAAACGCUGUCCGGGGCGCACUCGAUCAUCAAGGAGUGCGCCUAUCUUCCCGGAGGUAUUCACGCCAGCUGCGCCAAAACGCUGCUCGAUCCCGAGGAGGCCGCCCUGGUGAAGGAGUCCGCCACGGGACUGCUGAUCAACCUGCUGUCCCAUCGGGCGGAGAAGAACGGAUCGCUGCACAAGUUUGUGCUGCCGUACGACAAGGGUGGGAAUAGCCAACAGGACGGCGAUCCGCUGCAGACGGUGCUGGGGAUCUUGAAGAAGCAUCGAUUCUUCGAAUAUGCGCUGGAAUCGCUGCAGAACUUUACCACCCAGGAUGAGAUGAGCGUUGGAGAGUUUGCCGGAGUUCAGCUGGUGACUUGUGAUGUCGUGAAGAGUUACGCCAUGAUCUUCAGCUGUUUGGUGGAUCUUAACUCGGAGUUGAUCGAUCUGCUGGUGCAGAAGUGCUGCUUGCAGCAGCUAAUGAAUUGCGUCUCCAAGGUCCCGAUCCUCCCAGGACGAUCAGCCCUGCUAAUGGUCUCCGAGGUGUGCAACCUGCUAGUCCGUUGCGUCACCCUUCGAAGGGACGAAAUCUGCGAGCUUAUAUCACCGUACCACGCCGUAAUCGGCGGAAUAAUCUACCUACUCAACGUUGACUUGUACCGCGGAGUCGGUGAUCCCGUCUUGCGGGAGGUCACCGGCAAAAUCAUGCACCUGCUGAACGCCCUAGCCCUACACAAGGUGGGCAACCAAAUGAUCACGGGCGUCCUCUCGGAGCUGAAGCUGGAACCCGUGGUGAACGUGAUCGUCAAGGGGAUCGCCAAUCACAAGCACAAAGACUACCAAAUCGCCUGCCUUCGCUUCCUAACGGUACUCGUGCUCACCUCCGACAUCAACAUCUCGCCAACCUCGGAGUUCCAGUCGUUCCUGGGACUGCUCGAUACGACCCAACUAACCGCCGUAGACAUCCCAGUGAAACGUAUCUCGGACCCAAAGCCAAACCGCUUCAUCGCGCAACCCUUCGACGAAUUCUCCCCGGACGAGGAUCGGGAAAACCGCGAUCCCAACGGAAGACAACGCGUCGCGACAUCCGGUGAGCUGGAAAUCGCUGCCAAACCGCUCCGAACCGGAAGUGAGCAGAUCUUCGCCACACUAAUCCUUCAAUUCGAACUAAUCUGCGCCCGGGACAAACCGGAGAAUGGCGCCCUCGUGUCAACGCUGCAAAAAAGGACGCUCUUCUCCGCCGUCCAGGUGAUGCUGCGACAGUCCGAGCAAGCGCGUAAAGUCGCACGAUCGCGGAAGUUCCUGGAAGUUCUGCUGGACCGACUCGACGCGUUGUACGCCGGGGUCGGCCUCUCCUACCAGGACUUUGUCAAAAAGAACGGUGACGCCAAAAAGACGCCGAUCGUGGACGAACUCUCGUUCAUCGCCGGCAUCCUCUCCUCCUGGUUCCUCAACGACAUCCUCGUCCACCAGGCCAACAUCAAUCGCAUCUACAAACUGUUCCUCCAGUUUUGGCAGUGGAUCAGCAACAAUCGCGAACUCGAGAACGAGUUCAUGAAGGCCCUGGUCUGCCUCACCGAAAACAGCAUCGUAGUUUGCAAAACGUUCGCCACGACCCCACCCCCCGGACAUCCCCACUCGAUCCUCAAACUUGUAAUCGCGGUGGCCACGGCCGAAACGGGCAAAGUAAAAGGUCCCAAAAGUGAACUGACUCUCCUCACCCUGUGCCUUCGCAUGCUGAUCAAUAGCUGUGCGUGUCAUGAGGGUCGCGUCAUGAUCGCCAAGUACAACGUGCUGGACAAUCUGUGCAAGCUACAUCCGGCCCACACGAAAUUGCAGAAGCCGUGGCUCACGGUGACCAAGCUGUGGCUGGAGUUUUGGGAGGUUUACACGAGGCAUAACGAUGUGACGGAGGUGAAACACCUCACCGUUCUGGGCGCCCUCAUCCGCAAAUCAACCCCGGACCUGCGCCUGCUCGCGCUCGAAAUCAUGCGCAACAUGUCGUACGUUCCCUCGAACCGGCCCGCCCUGCUCUCCUCCCAGGACUACAUGUACGCGCUCAAAUCCGUACUGGACGGCACCGACCCCACCGAACAGCUCAUCGUGGUAAGUUCCGUCUGGAAAAUGGUGGCCAACUCACACAAAGCCAAGGGCGCCAUCAAGUCCAGCCCCUUGCCGCGGAGGUUGAACGCACUGCUACAGCAGCGAUCGCUGCGGGAAAACUGCGAGGACGAUGAUCUCUUUAACGUACUGAACAUUGUGGUCAAGUUGUUGAACUCGUGAACUUUAUUUGUUUCUUCGUUACGUUUCGUAUGAGUUACACAGUUAAUACAGUUUGCUGGAUGAAAAAACGA